Molecule: messenger RNA, 669 nt
Organism: Diatraea saccharalis (sugarcane borer)
Lineage: Eukaryota; Metazoa; Arthropoda; Insecta; Lepidoptera; Crambidae
Source: the annotation of a GenBank genome assembly
AUGACAUCUCCUGAGAAGACUCAGGAUCAGGCUGGUCACUCGCGGUCGAUAUCCCUCCAACAUCCGUCUCCACCUCCGUCUCCAUCUCGGAAGAGAGCCGAACUUCCUCAGGUGGCCCUUGAGUUUACACCUUUCUUUGAAAAUGUAAAAGAAUCAUGGGAGAAGAGAGACCACCCCAACAUGCUGUUCUUGUUUUAUGAAGACUCUUUAAGGGACUUGGCAACAACCGUAAAGAGGGUAGCGAAAUUCCUGGUAAAACCAGUAUCAGAAGAACAAGUCAAGCGUCUGUGUGAUCAUCUGGUCUUCAACAAUUUUAAGAAAAAUAAAUCUGUUAAUAUGGUAGCCAUUACCGAGUUAAAUGUAGAGUUGACUAACAGCAAAAAUUCUUUUAUAAGAAAAGGUAAAGCCGGCUGAUGGCGGGAGUACUUCGAUGAGGAGAUGUUACGACAGGCGGAUCAAUGGAUAGCAGAUAACCUACGUGACACUGACUUAAAAUUCCCUUCCAUUAAGUAAACACGCUGAAAUAAAAUAUUUGUUGUAAUUAAUCAGAAUAAUCUUAUUUAUUACCAAAAGCGAAAUUACAGGCUAGCCACCGUAGGCUUGCUUAGUGCUUAUAAAUUAACUGUCUUGACAGCCUUUAUUGAAGUAGAUACAAAAAUAUAUGAAGUA